GUAAUGAAAACCCGCUUCAUUAAGCCAUCACAUCUCAUGGCGCCGUGGCUCAAAUCCCACAAGUGAGCUGACACAAAGUAGUUCCUGCUGCAUUCAUCGGGUUUGUGAGGGGGAAUCGGCUCUACGGUGAUAGCGCGGUGCUAGCUGUUUAGCUAAGGAACUAGGAACUACAAUGGAGCCCAAGCACAAAGAGUUACUACACCAGAACCACCAGAACUUACUGGAGUCCAUCACGGAUGCGGACCGGCUGAUAGAGCUGCUGAGUAAAUCGGGAAGCCUCAGCGAGCAGGAAGCCUUGGAGCUGGACCAGAACUGCUCCUCCAGCGCCGAGAAAGUGGACCAGCUCCUGAAGAUGCUCAUGAACAAGCAGAGCGACCAUUUCAUGGAGCUCUGUGUGGCCCUGGAGAAGACAUACCCUCACCUGUACUCUGCCCUCUUCGCCAACGGCGGAGGACCAGCUGAUCACUCUGGGUCCACCUACAGCAUCCUGUCCACAAUGCCAUCAGACUCCGAGAGCAGCAGCUCCCUCAGCAGUGUCGGUACCAAAGCCUCAUCACCUCCACCUGCGCUCAGUGACACCCAGCCCGCCAGCGAGAGCCUGGACACCAUCCUGUUCCAGCUGAGACAAGUCACCAGGGAGCGGGACGAACUUCGCAAGCGCUUGGCUCUCGCCUCACCUGGCACCACGUUUGAUGACUGCAGGCCAAAUUCCAAACCUGGUCAUGACUACGAGCGUCUGAAAACGCAGUGCAUGAAGGCCAUGACAGACCUGCAGUCCUUGCAGAACCAGCACACCAAGACUCUGAAGAGGUGCGAGGAAGCCGUGAAGGAAGCAGACUACUACCAAAAAACGAAAAACCAUGACAGGUUUGGAUGGCGAGUAAUCAGGGAGAACGGGUCAUCAGAGGUUUUGAACAAGCUCUAUGACACAGCGAUGGAUAAGCUGGAGGGGGUGAAGAAGGAAUACGACGUCUUGAGCAAACGAUACAGUGAGAAGGUGACCAGUCACAACACAGAUCUGAGUCGACUAGAGCAGGUGGAGGAGGAGAACAGGCGCUUGCAAAAACAAAUAGACGCUCUGCUUAAACAGCGGGACACAGCCAUCCAGUACCAACAGCAGUGGUCUACAUCAAUGAGACGUUUUGACUCGGUGCAGCAGGAGCUGAAUAAAGCCUCAGCCCAAAACAAGGAGCUGCAGAGAGAGAUGGAGAGACUCCAGUCGGAGGUGACGCGCUACAAGAACUUCCAGCUGAAGGCGGUCAAGGAUGCAGAGAAAUACAAGGAGGAGCGGGAUUCUGUGUUUAAUGAAUACAGGCUGAUCAUGAGCGAGAGGGACCAGGUCAUUAAAGAGGUGGACAAGCUGCAGACGGAGCUGGAGGCGGCGGAGGCCCGGCUCAAAAACACCUCCUCUGAGAGAAUGGUGGCUAGUGAGGAGCUGGAAGCUCUCAGACAGGAGCUAAAUUCAUCGCUGGUGGAUCGAGACCGUGCCAUCUGUGAGAGAAACGAGCUGCUGGAAAAAUACUGCCAUGAAGUGAAGGACAAAGCGGAGGCCCAGAAAGAGCUGAGUCAGGCCUGUAAAGACAUCGAGACUGUGCGGGAGGAAAGAGAUGUGGCCAGGAAAGAGAGAACCGAAGCCAUCAUCCAGAGAGACCAGUUACUGCGGGAAUACUACCAGGCCAGACAGAAACAAGACUCGGCCACUCUGGAUAUGGAGCGUGCCAAUAAGGAGAUUGACGUGUUGAGGAAACAGUGUGAGGCCAUGUCCCAGGAGCUGAAGGAGGCUGUUCAGGAGGCCGAGGUGGCCAAGUGUCGCAGAGACUGGGCCUUUCAAGAAAGAGACAAGAUUGUUGCUGAGCGAGAGAGCAUACGGACUUUGUGUGAUAACCUGCGCAGAGAGAGAGACCGUGCCGUCAGCGAUCUGGCUGAUGCCCUGCGUAACCUUGACGACAUGAGGAAACAGCGGAACGAUGCAGCCAGGGAACUUAAAGAGCUCAAGGAGAAGAUGGAGAGCCAGUUGGAGAAGGAGGCACGUUUUUGCCAGCUAAUGGCUCACAGCUCCCAUGAUUCAGCCAUAGACACAGACUCAUUAGAAUGGGAGACAGAGGUGGUGGAGUUUGAGAAGGAUCGGGAUGACAUGGAUUUGAAGGCAAUGGGGUUUGAUAUCGCAGAGGGGGUGAAUGAUCCAUAUUUACCAGGGGAUUGUGGGAUAUUUGUGACUCGAGUGGACAAAGGAAGUAUCGCGGAUGGAAGAUUGAGGGUGAAUGAUUGGCUGCUGAAGAUAAAUGAUGUGGACCUGACUAACAAAGACAGGAAGCAGGUCAUCAAAGCCGUACUUAAUGGAGGAGGGCUGAUCAAUAUGGUCGUUCGCAGGAGGAAAUCAUUAGGAGGAAGACUGGUUACUCCUGUCCACAUUAAUCUCAUCGGACACAAAGACGCUGGUAUCAAUCUUGAGGGUGGUGUAUACGUGGCUGCUAUCGCACCGGGCAGCCCAGCUGCCAGAGAGGGAUCUCUUACCAUCGGAGACCGCCUGAUUGCCAUAAAUGGGAUUGCUCUGGAUAACAAAUCACUGAGUGAAUGUGAGGCUCUGCUGAGGGGUGGCAGGGACUCGCUUGCUCUCUCCCUCAUGAAGUUUUUUCCCCAGAGCACAUCGGGGCAGAACAUCUUUGAAAGCCUGAGGGAGGCCGAGAAAUCCAACGGCAGAAUCCACCUAUCGGAUAUCCAUUCACGAAACAUCAGAAACCUCAAACACAACAGCUCCACUCAGACGGACAUUUACAGUGGGGACACGGGCGGUGAGAGACGAAAGACCAGGACCGACUUGGAGGAGAGCGGUUAUUCUGAGAGAAAGGUCUUCCCGAUCUCCACCUUGCACCCUAACACUCUCCGACCCGCUUCAGAGCUGGGACCGGCCCGCUACAGCGGCAGUGCCUUUCAGGAGGUCUGCUAUACCCGCUCAGAGUCAGUCGGCCCUGAAUGCGUUACCCUGGAAACCAGCUUGGAGAAGCAACACAGUGGCGGCACUUGGCCUAAAAUGAUGGUGGGUGUUGCCAUGACAACCGACAGCCUGGCGCAACUCUCCAUCUACAGGUCGCCCAAGCAAAGAAAGCCCAUUGAUGCAGACACCUUCAAAAGGCCAGAUAUGUUGUCGAAGACAGACUACCAUUCGCCUCAACCUUUGAAAGCAGACUCCGCCCCCACACCCCCGACCCCGCCCACACGUAACGACUCCUUCAGGUUCAAGCACAAACAUCAGGGCAGCUCCGCCUCAGAGUCCACCAUCACCACCAUGUCUGUCCACGAACCCAAGCAGGAGGACCGCAACGGCAACCUGUACUUCACCGAGGCAGGGCGUGAGGGCAUGGUCUUGAGCUCCAGGAAGUCCUGCGAGGAGGACAUCGGUCGGAUGCGGCCGGAGGAACCGGAAGUGAAGCGUCCUAGGCCCAAAUCGGCCCCGGCGCUCAGGCGCAGGAUGACUCCUCAGACCAUUCCUCUCCAGAGCUUCCAGAGUUAUUCAAAUGAUGGUGACUCUGUGGAGCAGAGGGAGAUGCUGUGUUCCUCUCCUAAUCGACCUCACAGACACAGCGUGGGUUUUGUGCCUACAGCCUAUAAUGGAACCCUGCCUCCCAACUCAGCACAUCGAGGACUGUCCCCCUGCUCUGCGGUAACGGCCGUUAUGAAGAACCCCGUUUACAUGGUGCGCAGUCAUAGAGUUCACACUAACAACUGCCCUACUGUCGCCAACCAGAUCAAUCAGCAGCACACACACCCCAGUCCUCAGCAUCAAGGGCAUCUGAGUCUGGACCUAAGCCAGAAACGCUCCGCAGACUACUCUGACUUGUCCCGGAGCAGCCGGGCCUCACACGGCACCAACUCCCUGCCGUCCAGCUCUAGACUCGGCUCAUCAAAUAAUUUGCAGUAUCGCACUGAAAGGAUAAAGAUUCCCUCCACGCCACGCUAUCCUCGCUCAAUGCUGGGCUCAGAAAGAGGGUCCCUGUCUCAUUCAGAAUGCAGCAGUCCCAGUCUCAUCACGCCACCCCUGUCUCCUCUCAAUCUGGAGACGUCCUCGUUCGCCUCCAGCCAGUCUCAGAGCUCCAUCUCCACCCUGCCCAAGAUCUCCGUCAGCCCCGUACCCACGGGAGAGCGGAGAAAAGACAGGCCAUACUUGGAGGAGCCUCGGAAUGUCAUUGUGCACAAAGGGGCGGAGCCUCUCGGCAUCUCCAUCGUGGGUGGAGAGAAUGGAGGAAUCUUUGUCUCUAAGGUGACCGGGGGCAGCAUCGCACACCAGGCUGGACUGGAGUAUGGAGACCAGCUACUGGAGUAUAAUGGGAUAAACCUGCGCAAUGCCACCGAGCAGCAAGCACGACUCAUCAUUGGCCAGCAGUGUGACACCAUCACGAUUAUGGCCCAGUACAACCCACACAUGUAUCAGCUCGGCAACCACUCUCACUCCAGUUCCCGCUUGGAGCCAGUGAGCACUCGGUCUACCCCGCAGGGCAGUGGAGCCGCCACCCCAGAUAACCACUCCACCAUAGACACCCUGAGUGAACAGGAUGAAGGCACGCUCACCCCAUCCUCCAAACAGACGACACCCACCACCAGUCCCAGCAGCUUCAUCAGGAUGUCUUCUGAGAGUUCCAAGAAAGUUCCGGAGCCUCGCUUGGUAACAGUGAGGAAGACUCAGGGGGAGCUGGGCAUUCAGCUGUGUGGAGGAAACCUGCGGGGGAUCUUUGUGGAGAGGCUGGAAGAGGACAGUCCUGCCAGAGGAGCGGAUGGUCUUGUUCCUGGAGACAUGAUACUUGAGUAUGGCUCAGUCAGCAUGAAGAAUAAGACUGUGGAGGAGGCAUACCUGGAAAUGCUGAAGCCUGCGGAAACAGUGACAUUCAGAGUCCAGCAUCGUCUGGAUGAGUUCAACAAGGUGAAGGACGCUCCUGGAGAUGGAUUCUAUAUCAGAGCACUUUAUGACCGAGUGGCUGAGACUGAGCUCGACCUCUCGUUUAAGAAAGACGACAUCCUCUAUGUGGAUGACACGCUACGAAAUGGCAACUUCGGCACCUGGAUGGCCUGGCAACUUGAUGAAAAUGCACAAAAAAUUCAAAGAGGCCAGAUCCCUAGCAAAUAUAUGAUGGAUCAGGAGUUCUACCGCAGACACAGUAUGACGGAACUGAAGGACGAGACGGGCUCCAGUAAGACCCUCUCCGCAGCCGCACGCAGAUCCUUCUUCCGCAGGAAGCAGAAGCACAAACGUAGCAGCUCCAAAGAUGGGAAAGACGUCAUAGCCUUAGACGCAAUCAGCACAGACUCUAUUCCAUUCUUAGAUGAUUUUGUGAGUCUGGCCUAUCAGAGAGUGCAGAAGAUCGACUGCACGUCUCCCAGACCGGUGCUGAUCCUCGGCCCGUUGGUGGAUCCGGUUAAAGACAUGCUGGUCAAAGAAUCCCCCGAGAAAUUCAGCAGAUGCAUGCUUGAGGUGAUGAAGGCUUCCCAGCAGGCCAUCGAGCGCGGAGUGAAAGACUUUCUCUUCAUCGACUACAAACGGAGGAGUGGCCAUUUUGAUGUGACUACUGUUGCCUCCAUCAAGGAGAUCACAGACAAGGACUGUCACUGUUUGCUUGACAUUGCACCUCACGCUAUCGAACGGCUUCACAGCGUUCACAUUUACCCAAUCGUCAUUUUCAUUCGCUACAAAAACGCAAAGCAGAUAAAAGAGCAGAAGGAUCCAGUUUAUCUGCGGGAUAAAGUCUCUCAAAAACAUUCCAAGGAGCAGUUUGAGAUUGCACAGAAGAUAGAGCAGGAAUAUAGCAAAUUUUUCACAGGUAUCGUUCAAGGAGGCACCUUCCCUUACAUUUGCACUCAGAUCGUCACUAUUGUGGAUCAGGAACAGAGCAAAGUUCUGUGGACGCCGCUGGGCUCCCCGUAGACUUACAAACACUAGACUUUAUACACAACGCACGCGAAGGUACACUAACGUUAUGAGCGUCACGUUAAGAUAGUGAUUCUUUUUUUUUUCGUCUAUUAAUUUUUAUUACGUUAUUAAUUGCAACUUUUAUUUGGAUGUGUGUGUGUGUGUGUGUAUGCAGAUGCAGGACGAUAGCACUGAAGUAUUUGUUCAUUUGGUUUCGGUCUUCCUGACGGACAUAGCAAUGCUGCAUUUAAGACACUCGUUUACAGAGCAAUCAGUCAGUGAAUUGUUUUAACGUCUGCCUGAAUGUGAAGUCCCUCAUACAAGCAGCCCUGCACCAAAACUGUAUGCGUGACACCCUCCCAUGUCUAACAUAUCAGCUCAAGGACUGAAUCCUCGUCUCAUGGUUUAAGAGUCAUUUGUGGCCAAGUUUGUUGUGUAGAUGUCAGUGAGCGUUGCUUUGAAUCGUAGUGCUUAUCUAUGGAGCUGAGACCGAUUCUACGGGCCGAAUGGAAGUGCCUUUGGAGAUCCACUGAGCGUAUGACAAUGGCAUGAGGUGAAAGCCUGGUAUUUAAACCGUAAAACUUCUCAGAUUGCACUCCAGGGCUAGACAGACCACUGUGUACUAUGAGAUCUCGAAGCAUUCUCAUAUUAGAGCUUAUAUUUAAAGAGAAUAUCCCAUGUAACACUUGUACUCGUGCAUACGAACUGAAGUACGGGCGCACAUGUAUGCGUAUGCAAUUUCAUCAAAAUAUAUAGAAAUAUAUUUACUGUAUUUUUACUAGGCUAUAGUCCUAGGGGAGUGUGACGGAGUGUCACAUCUUAGCAAAUAUCAGCAUGUUUGUGUGUGUGUGUGCGAGAGAGCGAAUGCACGUUUCUGUUCGUGUAUGUUUGUCAGUCUUUUUUAUUUGUACUACACA
Molecule: messenger RNA, 6816 nt
Organism: Sinocyclocheilus grahami
Lineage: Eukaryota; Metazoa; Chordata; Actinopteri; Cypriniformes; Cyprinidae
Product: disks large homolog 5-like
Exons: 33
Coding region: 173-5914 (1913 amino acids)
Biological process (GO): negative regulation of hippo signaling; regulation of apoptotic process
Cellular component (GO): plasma membrane
Molecular function (GO): protein binding
Source: RefSeq, a predicted model, not a curated record